Schistosoma intercalatum is the source of this 2918-nucleotide messenger RNA. The record is from the annotation of a GenBank genome assembly. NCBI's taxonomy places the organism in Eukaryota, Metazoa, Platyhelminthes, Trematoda, Strigeidida, Schistosomatidae.
AUGCGAAAGCUUCUUCUAUUCCGUCCAAAUUCAUUUGAUUCACUUGUAGCAAUUCAGCGUUUAUUUGGAGUGUUGCGUUACAGAUUAUCAAGGUUACCAAGUUCUUCGGUCUGGUGUUUGGUCACAUAUUUCUUUCGUAAAAUCUUAUCCAAACUGUUGUCCCAUCCCGAUAACUCCCCCAGGCUUACUCGUCGCUUCAGCCUGGAGGGUGUAAAUAAAACCCUUGUUACUUUUCCCUCCGAAGCACUAAGUGAUCGUCCAUCUACACCGUCUAUAUCUGUUCUCGAUGUUUACGACAUAGCUGCUUCAAUUGGUAAAGAAUUUGAGUCUAUCAUUGAUAAAUAUGGGCCGUACUCAGUGUCCAACUUAAUGCCUAAAGUGAUAAGCGUCCUUGAAGAAUUGGAAGAUUUCGCAACAAAGUUUGAGUCUGAAGGUAGAGAAAUUAUUACCCUUCAAACUGCCGUACACCGGUUAGAACUUGAAAAGUUGGAACGUAAAGAAGAUCAAAAGAGGCAUAAAAAGGAGCUGGAACAAAUUGAGGAGACAUGGCAUUCUGAAGUUCAGGAACUUUCCCAACUAAUUGAGAAGUUAAAAGAAGAAAACAAACAACUUAAAAAUGCAAUUGAAGAUAAUGAAGCAUCGACUAACCAUUCACCGAUUCCAGCUUGUUCUGCAAAUUCUACAAAUGUCGAGGAAAUACAACUUAUGAUACGCCUUAAAGAAGUUAUAGACCGUCAGAAAAUACUAAUUCGUUCAUUACGUCAACAGCUUACUCAAAAACAUGUUGAUUUAGAUGCGAUGCAACAACAAGCCACACGUUUAGCCAAACUGAAUGCAUCACUACGUCGUAAACAUUUUGUCAGUAAGCAACAAGCAGAUCAAUUACGUGAAGAGAAGCUAACUUUAGAGACACAACUCAAUACAAAAGAUCAGCAAAUUAAACAAAUGGAAGAACAUAUCCAUCAUAGUAAUAAUAAUAGCAAUAAUACCGACUCAUCUAUUUGUGUUGAUAUGUCGAAAUCCUUAAUUGCUGACUUGAUAUCUCCAGAGACUCCGCCUCCACAGUUAACAGAGGAACAAUUAGUUAAACAACUUAAUGCUGAAGGCAAAAUGAUUAUUGAUGGUCGUAAUCCAAAUCGUCCUCAUUUCACCCUUCAGGAACUUAGAAAUGUUUUAAUCGAACGUAAUGAAUUAAAAACACGUCUGAUUGAGGUUGAAGAAGAACUAUCAGUUUAUAAAAGAGCUGGAAAAUCUACAUCUCACUCUGUCAAACGGUGGGAUGAAGAUCCUCCUGUACAAGGUCCUAUUAAUCGUGAACCGGAUGAAAAACUCUAUGGAACUUUCAGACCAAAUCUAGGCGUCAAAAAAUUUUUCGAAAGUCUUUUAUCGAAAUUAAGUCAAUAACUCCUCCUCCAAUUAUAUAUGUUUAUGCAGAAUUAUAUACACAUGUUUAUGGUAAUUAUCUACUUCAAUGAUACUAAAAUCGGCCAUACAUAAUCUCUUGGGUUCUUCUUAAAGGAAUUUUCAAAAAUCUCUCAAUUAAAGAGAAGGAAAUUGUGGUUUGAAAAAAUGUUCUCCAGAUUUUACUGUUUCUAACUUGUGUUUUUUUGUCUUUCUUUUUUUUUCCAGUUUUAAAAUGAUCUAUUUCAUGAUUACUGCAUUUAUAAAACUUACUAUCGCUAUUAAUACUUCUUACAAAUGUAUUGUUGAAAUGAAUUCAAAUGGCAAUGAUUAUUUUGAUUUUUUUUAAUGAUUAUUUACGGUGAACUUGUUGUAUUUUAUCAUAACUAAUUGUUUCUAUGUCAACUGUGUUGUUUUUCCGUUGGUGUUAAUUUCAUAUUGAUAGUGUUUACAAUUAUUUUACUAUAUUCCAUAUGUGAAUUUGAUUUCAGAAAAAUCAUUCCAUUUCUGUAAUACAUUUCUUUUAUAAACUGAAAUAACUAUAAACAAAGCGUAAUUAUUUUCCUUAUUUGCUGUCUUUCAUUAUCAGAUCGACUUCACUUUUAUUGCUUUUGUCCUUCUCUUCAUUCCAACGCUCACUGUCCACUUUAUAUCCUAUUUCAUUAUAAAAUUUGUAUAUCCCUUAACAAAUUUAGUAAUUAUAGGCUAUUUUCCUUCAUGAAUCUUCAAUUGUUCAUUGUUGUCUCUGUUUAAUCAUUUUAAUUCUUAAUCUUUUGCGUCAUUUUCAUCUUCAGUUAUUCAUUUAUCACUCUGUUACACCUGUUACUCCUCUUGGAAGAGCACAGGUUGCCAACCAGCAUUCUCCAUCGAACUGUGAUUCAUUUAUCACGUUAAUAUUUAAUUCGCCAUAUUGAGUUGUGUUACAUCGAUUUACUGUUUUAUUUAUAUCCUUUAUUUUAAUUAAUUAGAUGAUACACUAUCAUGUUUUUCUCACUUUAUUGUUUAUAUAUUAAAUUUAUGAAAUUAAUACUGAAUUCUGUUUGUUUAAUUUUAAUAAUGUUUAAAUUCAUGUACACAUUUAUCUGCAAUAUUUAAUUUAUUGUCUGUGUAUCUGUGUAGGAUUGUAUCACUAGAAAGGAUAAAUGACUGAAACUCUUGCAAUAUAAUCAAUUGUAUGUAAUCUUGAUUAUUUCAAUGAGAGAAACCUCACUUAUUAAUCAAUGUUUUAUUGUGACUUUAUGUCAUUUAAAGGCAAGAUUCAAUUACUGUUAUAGUAUCCCUGCAUAUUAUAUUGUUAGUGUUCAUGAUUGAAUGAAACAUUAAACGCUUCCCUAUUUUUUUUGUUGACAAAAACGGAAAAGGAAUAUUAGAAAUGAAAUGAACACUAUUAUUUUUCACAUCCAUAUGAUAAAAUACAAACUUAGUUAUUAUUUAUCAGACAAUCUAAUAUCACAACUUUGGCAUAUGUUUAAGUAGUAUUUAUCAUGAUAAUAUAUAAUUGAUCAUUUUAACUUAGC